Messenger RNA from Paramecium tetraurelia, 312 nucleotides. RefSeq lists its product as uncharacterized. The record is from RefSeq and is a predicted model, not a curated record. Lineage: Eukaryota; Ciliophora; Oligohymenophorea; Peniculida; Parameciidae. The transcript is spliced from 2 exons.
AUGGAUAAAAAUUUAGAAGUUGCUGACAUAAGUUCAAUCAAACCUUUGAAACUGAGCAAUAAUAGUGAUUUGAUUUAUUUCAACAUUGCGAAAACAAUUGAUAUCAAUAUUCUUCAAGGACUAGAGAUAGAUUUACAAAAUAAGGAAGUUCAAGUAUUUCAGAAUGGCGACGUUUCUUUUGGGGUUUAAGUGAUAGAGGAUAUAACAUGCAAACAAAUAGUGCCAUUAUUCAUAAAUCACGGGAAAUUCGAAAGUAAGUAAAGACUUGUGAGUGUUAGAGAAAGAAAUCAGCAAGGUCGUGAACAUCUUUGA